Elephantulus edwardii (Cape elephant shrew) is the source of this 1260-nucleotide messenger RNA. It is a transcript of the gene LAMP1, whose product is annotated as lysosomal-associated membrane protein 1. The transcript is spliced from 10 exons. The record is from RefSeq and is a predicted model, not a curated record. Bases 1 to 1260 code for a protein of 419 amino acids. Gene Ontology annotation, cellular component: membrane. NCBI's taxonomy places the organism in Eukaryota, Metazoa, Chordata, Mammalia, Macroscelidea, Macroscelididae.
AUGGCAGCCCCCGGCGGUGCACGGAGGUGGCAACUCGUCUUGCUACUGCUCGUGUUAGCAGGCCUCACACAUGGUGCAUCUUCAAUCUUUGAGGUGAAAAAUAAUGAAACAGCUUGCAUAAUGGCCGACUUCUCUGCUGCCUUCCUCGUAAACUAUGAGAGCAAGAGUGGUCUUAAGAAUGUGACCAUUGACCUACCAUCUGAUGCAAAAGUUGUGGAUAAUAGCAGCUCCUGUGGUAAAGAGAACACUUCUGUACCUAGUCUAGUGAUUGCAUUUGGAAGAGGAUAUACGUUGACACUAAACUUUACGAGGAAUGCAACACGCUACAAUGUCCAGAUGCUAAGUUUCACAUAUAACCUGUCUGAUUCAAGUCAUUUUCUCAAUGCAAGCUCUAAGGGAACCAAGACUGAAGUCUCCUUGCUAACUGACAUCAAGGCAGACAUCGAUAAAAAAUACAGAUGCAUGAGCCACAGCCAGAUACACAUGGAUAAAGUGACAGUCACAUUUCAUGAUACAACCAUUCAAGCAUAUCUUUCACAUGGUAACUUCAGCAAGGAAGAGACACGCUGUAAGCAAGAUGAAACCACCCCAACAACAGCACCGAGUCCCAAGCCUACUACCACUCCAUCCCCUUCUCCGGUGCCGCAGAACCCCUUGGUGCAUAAGUACAAUGUGAGCUCCGGUAAUGAAACUUGUCUACUUGCCAGCAUGGCAUUACAGCUGAACAUCACCUAUGAGAGAAAGACUAAUGGGACUGUGACGAAAGUGUUCAACAUCAACCCAAAUGUGACCAAAGCUGUCGGCAGCUGCAGCCCUAGUUUGGUGACUCUCGAACUCUACAGUGAAAACAAUACGACUGUGCUGCUUUUCCGCUUUGGAUUGAAUACAACGUCUAACCAGUUUUUCCUACAAGGAAUCCAGUUAACUACAACGCUUUCUGACGCCAAAGACCCUGCUUUUAAGGCUGCCAAUGAGUCACUGAGGGCACUUCAAGCCACUGUUGGGAAUUCUUACAAAUGUAAUGCGGAGGAGAGCAUUCAAGUUACACAGGCAUUUUCUGUCAACAUAUUCAGCGUUUGGGUCCAGGCUUUCAAGGUGGAGGGCAACGAGUUUGGCUCUGUGGAAGAAUGUCAGCUGGAUGAAAAUAACAUGCUGAUCCCCAUUGCUGUAGGUGGCGCCCUCGCAGGACUUGUCCUCAUCGUCCUGAUUGCAUAUCUCAUUGGCAGGAAGAGAAGUCAUGCUGGGUAUCAGACGAUUUAG